This is a messenger RNA of Drosophila novamexicana, 1099 nucleotides long. It is a transcript of the gene Cib2, whose product is annotated as calcium and integrin-binding family member 2. Gene Ontology annotation, molecular function: calcium ion binding. Bases 530 to 1099 code for a protein of 189 amino acids. NCBI's taxonomy places the organism in Eukaryota, Metazoa, Arthropoda, Insecta, Diptera, Drosophilidae. The transcript is spliced from 6 exons. The record is from RefSeq and is a predicted model, not a curated record.
UUAUAAUUAUGACAUGUGCUGUGCGACGCUUAGUAGGAAAUGUCUUUGACUAUAUAAGCCGUGUGGCGCGCCUCGCGUAAACGUUUUUACCGCUGCCUUUUCGCUGUCAAGCAAACCACAGGCGAGGCGUGGCAUGGCCCGGCCAGGGCAGGGCAGAGGUGGGCGAACGCGCGCGAGGGCGAAACAGAAACAACAGCAAGAAAAAAAAAAAAAAACCAACGGAAAUAUAUGGCACAACGUGAACACUCCUUAAUUAAUUUCCAUGCGAAUGCGGCCAGGACAAGCUGGAGCCAUACGCUGUCGCUGCAAAAGGCGCCGCAGGAUGUGUCAGUCAGGGGCUGGGCCUGGACUGGGUCUGUGCCCGUGCCCAUGCCCGUGCCCGCCUGAUCCUGAUUCAGGUUGUUCUAUGCAAAGUUGGAGUUCGCGCUGUGUUUUGCCAGUCGCGCAGCAGCAGCGUUUGCAGAAGGCAGCAGUUGGCAGCCGUUUUGGCCAGAAGCUGUGCAUAAACAAACACACAAUUGGAUAAGCGAUGGGCAACAAAAUUGUGACAUUCACCGAACAGCAAUUGGAUGACUAUCAGGAUUGCACGUUUUUCACACGCAAGGAGAUUCUGCGCGUGCAUAAACGCUUUCGUGAGCUGCGUCCGGAUUUGGUGCCACGCCAAAUGACCGAGGGUCAGGCCUCAAGUGUCAAGGUUCCACGCGAAUGCAUUGAGAAGAUGCCCGAGUUGCGUGAGAAUCCCUUUCGGCGACGUAUCUGCGAGGCAUUCUCACGCGAUGGCCUGGGUAAUUUAUCCUUUGAGGACUUCUUGGAUGCUUUAUCCGUGUUUAGCGAGCAGGCGCCCAGAGAUAUUAAAGUUUUCUACGCAUUCAAAAUUUAUGAUUUCGAUCAAGACGGCUUCAUUGGGCACGCCGACCUGAUGUCCUGCCUGACAACAAUGACCAAAAACGAGCUAAGUCCGGAGGAGCAUCAACAGAUUGCCGACAAGGUAAUCGAGGAAGCGGACGUCGAUGGCGAUGGGAAGCUAUCCAUAUUGGAGUUCGAGCAUGUCAUACUGCGCGCCCCCGACUUUCUCUCCACGUUCCACAUCCGAAUAUAA